CAAGUCGUCCCGGGAUUCUUGGUACAGACGGGUGACCGCACGGGCACGGGAAAUGGCGGGGGAUCAUUCUUUGGAGAACCGUUCGAGAGCGAACCCCAUCCACGUCUCCGAUGGACCCACCGCGGCCUCGUAGGCUGCGCAAGCGGGGAAGGAACCAACACGAACGACUCGCAGUUCUUUAUCACACUCGAUAGGGCGGAUGAACUGCAAGGGAAGAACACGCUGUUUGGUCGGGUAGUGGGGGAUACGACCUACAAUGUGCUCAAGAUCGGACAACUCGAGAUCGACAGCACCGGCCGGCCCACCUACCCGCCAAAGAUAAACACGAUCAAAGUCCUCUCCAAUCCUUUCGAUGACAUCGUACCACGCAUCACGGCU
Molecule: messenger RNA, 378 nt
Organism: Dacryopinax primogenitus
Lineage: Eukaryota; Fungi; Basidiomycota; Dacrymycetes; Dacrymycetales; Dacrymycetaceae
Product: cyclophilin-like protein
Exons: 4
Biological process (GO): protein peptidyl-prolyl isomerization
Cellular component (GO): catalytic step 2 spliceosome
Molecular function (GO): peptidyl-prolyl cis-trans isomerase activity
Source: RefSeq, a predicted model, not a curated record